Messenger RNA from Xyrauchen texanus (razorback sucker), 636 nucleotides. Its product is annotated as nucleoside diphosphate kinase A2. Gene Ontology annotation, biological process: GTP biosynthetic process; regulation of apoptotic process; UTP biosynthetic process. The record is from RefSeq and is a predicted model, not a curated record. The coding region runs from base 65 to 526 and encodes 153 amino acids. The transcript is spliced from 5 exons. NCBI's taxonomy places the organism in Eukaryota, Metazoa, Chordata, Actinopteri, Cypriniformes, Catostomidae. Gene Ontology annotation, molecular function: nucleoside diphosphate kinase activity.
UAUAAACCCUCUACCCACAGCGCUCUGACUUCUCUUUCUUUCAUCGUCCGUGGGAUUCAGAGCUAUGGCUGCAAAAAUCGAACGCACUUUCAUUGCUAUUAAACCUGAUGGUGUCCAAAGAGGGCUCAUGGGCGAGAUCAUCAAGCGUUUUGAACAGAAGGGCUUCAGACUGGUGGCUAUGAAGUUUCUGCAGGCAUCAGAGGACAUGUUGAAACAGCAUUACAUUGACCUUAAAGACCGGCCUUUUUACCCAGGACUUGUCAAGUACAUGAACUCUGGACCAGUUCUUGCAAUGGUUUGGGAGGGUCUUAAUGUUGUUAAGACUGGAAGGGUGAUGCUUGGCGAGACCAAUCCUGCUGACUCCAAACCCGGCACAAUCAGGGGUGACUUCUGUAUUGAAGUGGGCAGGAACAUCAUUCACGGUAGCGAUUCUGUGGACAGUGCCAACAAAGAGAUAGAAUUGUGGUUCAAGCCUGAAGAGCUGGUGGCUUACAAGAGCUGUGCGCUAGACUGGAUCUAUGAAUGAACUCUUCAAACUCACUCAUCUAGGCAAAACUUGCUGUACCAGUUCUUUUGGAUUUGGUUUGUUGGUCUUGUCUGAACUUGUUUGAAUAAAUAAAAUGCCUAUUAUUUGUU